This is a messenger RNA of Diabrotica balteata, 590 nucleotides long. NCBI's taxonomy places the organism in Eukaryota, Metazoa, Arthropoda, Insecta, Coleoptera, Chrysomelidae. The record is from the annotation of a GenBank genome assembly.
GUUAAGAAGACACUUAAUAAGCCGAAACAGAAGUGUAUCGUUCCUAAUUAUUAAAUUUUGUACUAUAACCUUUAAUACCAGUACUGUUUAGUGUUCGACCAUGAAGGUCUCGUCAUUUUGUUGUUUCAUUGUCAUCGGGCUAGUGAUAGUUGGUACAAUUGAUGGAAAAGUGUAUACGAAAUGUGGCUUAACCCAGGAGCUGCUACGUAUUGGAUUUAGCCGAUCUUUGGUUGGAAACUGGGUUUGCAUGAUUGAAAGCGAAAGCGGCAAAGAUACCUCGAAACAAGUGAACAAAGCAAACGGAGGAAAAGCUUUAGGACUUUUUCAAAUAAAUAGCAAAGAUUGGUGCAAAUAUGGCUCACCCGGUGGAAAAUGUAAUAUGAAAUGUGAAGAUCUCAUAAAUGACGAUAUCACUGAUGAUGCACGUUGUGCAAAAAAGAUCGAAGCAGAAAGCGGUUUUAGAACAUGGAGUGGAUGGACCAGAAAUUGUUAUGGGAGGGUCGUAUCCAUCCCGAAUUGCUAGUAUCUGUUUACCAUCUAUACCUAUUAACUAAUGUAGUACUGUUUAAAUAUUUACAACCAUAAUAUGU